Messenger RNA from Chondrus crispus (carragheen), 678 nucleotides. RefSeq names its product HAD-superfamily hydrolase. The coding region runs from base 1 to 678 and encodes 225 amino acids. Lineage: Eukaryota; Rhodophyta; Florideophyceae; Gigartinales; Gigartinaceae. The record is from RefSeq and is a predicted model, not a curated record. Gene Ontology annotation, molecular function: beta-phosphoglucomutase activity; sugar-phosphatase activity. The transcript has a single exon.
AUGCCUCUGUCAUCAUCACAACCGACUCCAUCAACCGACCCCGAUCACCUUAACGCUAUGAUAGAGGGCGCUGCUGCUGUGAUAUUCGACAACGAUGGCACGAUUGUGGACAGCAUGCCCUUGCACUUGAAGGCCUACCAAGUAGCGAUGGCUCAAUUUGGACUGCUGUUCCCAGGCCCUCUAUUCUACGCCUGGGCAGGCCAGCCAGCGUCUGUCAUCAUAGAGAAGCUAAAAAAGGACCAAGGCAAACCUGAGGUUAACGUUAAAGCACUUAUGGAAGCGAAGAAAGAAGCGCUUCAUGCAGUUAUGCACACAAUUCGCCCUAUUGAGCCCGUGGUAACUCUCCUUCGUCACGCUCGGGCUAAAGGCAUACCCAUCGCAGUUGCUAGCGGGGGAGAACGAAAGGACGUGUUGGCGAGUCUGGAAGCUAGUGGGGUUGGGGUGGAUGUAUUUGAUGCGGUUGUCACGUGCGAGGACGUGAAAAACGGGAAGCCCGACCCAGAGACUUUUCUGCUUGCUGCGCACAAAUUGGGAGUGGACCCGACUAAGUGCGUGGGUCUGGAAGACGGUGAAAAGGGUUUGGAGGCUCUUCGGGGUGCUGGGAUGGUCGCCCUUGAUGCACGGACGUUUGAGGGAUACCCAACUCCCGUCAUCAACGACGUGGUUGAUGCCAAAUAA